AUGCCUGGCCGAACGCUCCCUACGAUCACCCGCGCAGAGGUGGAGGCGCACAACACCAAGAAGUCCUGCUACGUGACGAUCGGAGAACGCGUGUUCGACGUGACGGACUUUGUCGACGAUCACCCGGGCGGCGGUGAUCUGAUCCUUCAAUAUGCAGGCAAGGACGUCAAACAAAUCAUGGAGGAUGAGGUUUCACACUUCCACUCGGAUGCAGCAUACGAGAUCCUGGAGGAAAGCCUGGUGGGAUUCGUGCCGACCGACGCGGUGCUAAAAGCGGCCGUCAAGUCCUCGCAUCCUGAUCAAGUUGUGCCGCUUCCGGCCACGAAGGAGGGCAACGAACAACUUGAAGCGGCGGGUGUCGAGACAGCCGAGUUACCCACACGACCAGUGUUCCAAUCGACGGGAAUGUCGUCGGAGGAGGAUCUUUCAAAAGACACGGACCCCGAUGCGGAUUGGAAAACGCACAAGUUUUUGGAUCUGAACAGGCCGCUGUUCCCGCAGAUGCUGUUUGGCAAAUUCUCAAAGGAGUUCUAUCUGGAACAGGUGCAUCGACCAAGACACUACCGGGGCGGUGAUUCGGCUCCUCUGUUUGGCAACUUCAUGGAGCCUCUGAGCAAGACGGCAUGGUACGUCGUGCCGGCUCUGUGGCUCCCGCCCGUCAUCUACGGAUCGUACCUUGGAAUCAGCCAUUUGCCCGGCUUGCAAGGCCCUGCGUACUGGUGUUUGGGUCUCUUUCUGUGGACGCUCGUCGAGUAUCUAUUGCACCGAUUCCUCUUCCACGUCGACUACUAUCUGCCCGACCACUCGGUCUUUUUGACCCUGCACUUCCUGUUGCACGGUAUUCAUCACUAUCUCCCCAUGGACAAGUACCGGCUCGUCAUGCCGCCUGCCCUGUUUCUGAUCCUGGCCACGCCCUUCUACCAUCUUGCACAUUUCGUCUUCAGCUACAACUGGUACGCCGCCAUCACCGUCUUUUCUGGUGGCAUCUUCGGCUACAUCUGUUACGAUUGCACUCACUACUGGCUGCAUCACCAUCAACUGCCCAGCUACAUCCGCGAUCUGAAGAAGUACCACCUGGCCCACCACUAUCAGAACUUCGAACUCGGGUUUGGUGUCACCUCCAAGUUCUGGGACCUCAUCUGGGGAACCGAGUUGAAGUAUGUGAAGCCCGUCAAGACAUCGUGA
This is a messenger RNA of Exophiala dermatitidis NIH/UT8656, 1185 nucleotides long. Its product is annotated as fatty acid hydroxylase. Gene Ontology annotation, biological process: lipid biosynthetic process; fatty acid metabolic process. The coding region runs from base 1 to 1185 and encodes 394 amino acids. Lineage: Eukaryota; Fungi; Ascomycota; Eurotiomycetes; Chaetothyriales; Herpotrichiellaceae. Gene Ontology annotation, cellular component: membrane; endoplasmic reticulum. The transcript has 2 exons. Gene Ontology annotation, molecular function: heme binding; iron ion binding; fatty acid 2-hydroxylase activity. The record is from RefSeq and is a predicted model, not a curated record.